Conger conger (European conger) is the source of this 536-nucleotide messenger RNA. RefSeq names its product gremlin-2-like. The record is from RefSeq and is a predicted model, not a curated record. The transcript has a single exon. Gene Ontology annotation, molecular function: receptor ligand activity; BMP binding. Gene Ontology annotation, biological process: animal organ morphogenesis. Lineage: Eukaryota; Metazoa; Chordata; Actinopteri; Anguilliformes; Congridae. The coding region runs from base 4 to 504 and encodes 166 amino acids.
AGGAUGUACUGGCGGUUGGUUCUGUCCGUGCUGCUGGCGGGCGCCCUGUGCGGCGUGGUGGAGAGCAGGAAGCACCGGCCCCCGGGCUCCAUCCCCUCGCCCUACAAGGGCAACGGCAACACCUCGGACAAGCGCGCGCGCAAGCAGGAGGUGCUGGCCUCCAGCCAGGAGGCGCUGGUGGUGACGGAGAGGAAGUACCUGAAGAGCGACUGGUGCAAGACGCAGCCCCUGCGGCAGACCGUGAGCGAGGAGGGCUGCCUGAGCCGCACGGUCAUCAACCGCUUCUGCUACGGCCAGUGCAACUCCUUCUACAUCCCGCGGCACGUCAAGAAGGAGCAGGAGUCCUUCCAGUCCUGCGCCUUCUGCCGGCCGCACCGGUUCACUACGCUCACCGUGGAGCUGGACUGCCCCGACCUGCAGCCAGCCUUCCGCCACCGCAAGAUCCAGCGGGUCAAGGAGUGCCGCUGCAUUUCCGUCAACGUCAGCGAGUCCGACAAGCAGUGAAGCUCGUCGCCCCCCUCACCCCGCGCCCCCCC